Molecule: messenger RNA, 654 nt
Organism: Rodentolepis nana
Lineage: Eukaryota; Metazoa; Platyhelminthes; Cestoda; Cyclophyllidea; Hymenolepididae
Source: the annotation of a GenBank genome assembly
AUGACGGGAUUCAGUAAGGAUGUGCCAGAAAGUAAGCUGCAAGAAAAUUAUCAAACAGACAAACGAAAUGCUGAAAAGGAAGACUCUAAUUUGCCCAUUUAUAAAGUGGCAUCCACAUUCUUCGGAAGAGGCAAAAUAUCACUUCGUCUAAGACGAAUAUGGUCUCCCAAUGGUGACGAAUCCAAGCCCCAUUUGAAUGAAAACGGAACACUUACAGAUAUACCGAAAGAAAAUAUUGCCAAUGGAGUCGUUCGAGUUCACAUUAAUCUACCCAACGUUUCUCCCUCAGAUAUUCUUCCAGAUCCCACAAUGUUGGGUUUCCCCGGAAGGCGUAGCCAAAGAAAGAUUAUAAAGAUGAUUAUGACGAUUGCUGGUGAUGCAAUAUAUAUUCUUAAAGGAAAGGAAUUUACAGAAGUAGUUAAGUAUCAUUACAAUCCCACGAAUUGUGUCCCUGCUUUCGCAGAAUAUGGUAGGAAAUGCGCUCUUGCCUACGUAGAUCCACAUAAUGAUUUUAAGAUCAUAAUUCGGGAAGUUAAAAAGCGCUAUUGGUAUUACUAUGGCAACUUUCCAUUGGGUAGGUACGAGACUAGUCUCCCUAAUUUUGUUGAAAAGUGUCAGCAUGAUUUCCUUGGCUUUUGGCCCUAUUCUGAUUAG